AAACAAACGAACAAGAGAUUUGUUUUCACUUUUUCAUAUAUAUUAUUUUUCCCACAAGACUUAGUUAACAUGAAAAUACUAGAAGGUUGACUGGAAUACUGAUCAUUCCAUAUAGUGUAAUGGAUUCCAUGGAUAGUAAAACAUUGGUCAUUUCAUGUUAACAAGUGAUGAAUAUUUAAAUAUUUGAAAAGAAUACAUAUUUAUAAUAGAGAAUAGUAUUAUGAGAGUAGGAUUAAAGAUACUUAUAAUACUACAUAUAAUUACUUUAUAUAUUGUUAAUACUCAUAAUAUAUCUUUGACUGAAUCAAUAAACAAUGUUAAUAAUGCAAAAUUACCUAUAAUUGGACCACCAAGAGAGUUAAUGCUUGAAAUUGCAUGUGAUCAAUUACAUCCAUGUAUUAAAGCAUCAUGGCUUCCACCGAUAGAUUAUCAACAAUAUUUGAAUAAAAAUGACAAUACUACUACUAAUAAUAAUAAACAUGAAUAUGACAAUAAGAAUCAACUUUUAGCUUAUAGAAUACGUUAUCAUAUUAUACAUCCAAUUGAAUUAUCCAAAAUCAAUGUAAAUAAUCCUAAUAAUCUAGACAAUAAAUUAUUAACCAAAACAAUUGAGAAAAAUAUUACUGGUUUACAAUAUACCAGUAAUCCAGGUGAACAUUUGUUCGGUGUAAUAUACGAAGUUUCUGUGGCUGGAGUUACUGAGAAUGGAUAUGGUCGAGAUGCAAUUAGUCGAAUAGCUACACCUGAAUCAGCUCCUUCAGAUGCUCCAAGUAACUUUCGUGUAGUUGGAGGUAAUCAAACAUCUGUACAGUUAGCUUGGGAACCACCAAGAUUAUUAUAUCGAAAUGGUAUUAUAAUAAAAUAUCAAGUUCGAUGUUAUAUUGUUGGUGAAGAAGAAACUCAUGAUGAAUUAAAAACGCUAACAGAACAAACUUUAAAGUUAUCUAAUCUACCAACAGCAACACAUGCUUGUUUAGUACGUGCAUGGACUAAGGCUGGUCCAGGACCUUGGAGUGAUCGUAUUCAAUUUCUUAUAAAUCAGAAAGGUCCAUCUCCUCCAUUCAAUAUUCAAGUCUAUUGGAAAACACAGUAUAUUUUAACAAUUGAAUGGAAUCUACCAAAAGAUAGAGAAAAUAUAGCUUAUUUCAUUAUUUAUUAUGCAAAACAAAAUAAUCCAAAAUUAUGGCAUAAAUAUUUUGUAAAAGAUUUGAAAACAACAAAAGAUUUAGGUAAUUUAAGUCCAGAUGAUGAGUAUUUAAUUCGUUUAAGUUCAGUUGACUUAAAUGGGAAUGAAGGUGAAUUAUCAGAUAUCAUUAAUACUAAUUCUUAUCAACAUUCAACAAUCAAUGACAAUAGUAAUGGUAAUAUCAAUAAUAAUAAUGAUAAUGAUAUGAACAAUAAACGAAAUCAUAAUUUUAUAUUCAGGGAUAUACCUGAUCAACCAGAGAAAUUUACUGUACAAAAUUUUAAAUGUAUACAUAGAACAAUGAAUACAAUUACAAUUGAAUGGUUACCUCCGAUACAUUUAGCUAAUCUACUUGAAUAUCAGUUACACAUAUCUGGACGAAGUGAAUUUAUCACAAGUAGUGGUGUAUUGAAAUCUCUUCAUUUAGGUGAUAUACAAUUACAUCAAAAUAUUGAUAAAGAAAUUGAUAAUAACGAACCAAAAUUGAUAAAUUGGCCAUUAGUUAACAUGCUUAAUAGUAUGUCAGAUCUGGAAGAUCACCAUCCACAGCAACAAACGCAUAAAAUGGAAAUACCAAAUUUAAAACCAAAUAGUCAAUAUAAAAUAACUAUUCGUCCAAUUUAUCGUGCACUUAUCACAGAGGGUAAUAUAGGCGCUAAAGAAGGUAUCCCAGUAACUAUAAUAUGUCAUACAGAAUGGAGUGCACCAGAACAUAUAAAACAACCAGAAUUACUUGCAAUUUAUGCAGGUCCUUCAGAUCCUCAAGGACCAACUUCAAUAAUUGAAGUAAAAUUACAUCGUGUAUCAGAAGAAAAUGGUCCUAUACAUAAUUAUUAUGUGAUUAUAUCACCAGAAUUGAAUACAAUAACAUUGAAUAAAAAUAUAAUCAAUAAUAUUCCAUUGAAAUCAUCCAAAUCCCCAGUUAUUGAUCCAUCUGAUUAUGAUUUGAAAAUUUUAUCACAAAAUAAUGAUUUACCAAGUAAUCAAGCACCAUAUUUAGCUUUAGCACGACAUACAAUAAAUUUAUUUAAACCAAAUCAUGAAACAGCAAUUAUUAUAUUAGGUAGUGAAGAGGUAGAUAAUUUUGUUUUGGAAACACAAUACUACUUGGAUACUAUAACUAGUAGAAAUCAAACUUAUGAUAGAAAUUUAAAGAAAACACCUAAUCUAGGAUCAUAUUUUCAUGAUGAUAUAUCAGAUAUACAUGAAGAUGAUAAUCAGAUCAGUAAAAAUAAUGAAAACAAACCUUAUUAUCAUAAUUUUAAUAGCAAUAUGUUUAUGAAAACUAUACAGGUAAAUAAUAAACGUCUUUAUCAAUCCACUAUAUAUCGUGUUGCUUUGAGAGCAUGUUCACAGUAUCCUAAUGGCCAUCAGUUAUGUUCCACAAGUCAGUGGUCCGAUAGAAUAUCACCUAUAAAUCCAAUUAAAUCUAAUACGUUAUCAAAGUUGAAAUCGUUGAAAGACAAAAUAAAUGAAUGGAAUUUACACGAAUCAUCAUCUUCAUUUGCAAUAAUUUUAACGGGUCUAUCUAGUGGUUUAAUAUUUUUUGCCAUAUUAAGUACUAUACUUGGUUGUAUAUUAAGACGCAGAAAACAACAACUCUGCAGAUCUUUACUUGAAUCAAACAAUAAUAAUUUAGAUGUACAAAUAUACAGAGAUCUUAGUAAAUCAAUGUUUGGUGAAAAUUUAUCAACACCAUCUAAUUCCAGAACUAAAUGUUAUUCAUCAAAAACUAACAAUAAUGGUCUAUUGAAUUCACAACCAUCUAGUUAUUUUUUAAAUUUACAUAAUGAAGGAUCACAUAGUCCAUCGAAUUCAAACAAUGGUAUACCAAUUAUAAACUUUCCACAUCCAGGUAGUGGUGGAUUAACUGUUGAAAUGAGUCAAAUUUCUCCAUUAGCUUUAUCAUCUAAUCAAUUAACAAUAUCUGAUCUAUCACCGGUAAUCACCAGAUCAUUAUAUAUGAAUACAGGAAAUAAAUCAGAAUCACCUACAAGAAGUGUGAAUAGCAGUGAAGCAUUAAUUGGAAAAACUAUCUAUAAUAUUCAUCCUAAACUUGGUACAACAAAUAUAUUAGAGAAUUUUAACCAACUUGUUCGUGAUGGAACACUUGAAAUACAUCGAAUGCCUAUACCAGUUGAACAGUUUCAAGAAGUGAUUUAUCAAUCAAGAAAUAAUAAUUAUAUUAGUUUCCAGCAAGAAUUCCAAACAAUUGAACAAAUCUCAUCAACACGAUAUAUCAGUGCAGUACAUUCUAAUUUAGACAUAAAUAAAUCGAAAAAUCGAUAUCCAAAUAUUUUAGCAUAUGAUUGUACACGAGUUAGCAUUCAAUCAAAUUAUCAACAUCAUUCUAAUGCACAAUAUGGAAUAGUUUCAGGAUCGGAUUAUAUAAAUGCUAAUUACAUUGAUGGUUAUAGAAAACAAAAGGCAUAUAUAGCAACUCAAGCUCCUUUACCAAAUACAUUUGAUAGUUUUUGGACAAUGAUAUGGGAACAAAAUACAAGUGUUAUUGUAAUGCUUAGUAAACUUAUUGAAAUAGAACAAGUGAAAUGUGAUCAAUAUUGGCCAAAUACUGGAACAUUAAUAUUUUCUGAUAAAUUAAUUGUAACACAUUUAGAAACUAAUGAAUUAGCUAAUUAUGUAAUACGUUGUUUUGAACUGAGAAAAGAUAAAGAACAUAGAAAAAUUUGGCAUUUGCAAUACACAAGUUGGCCAGAUCAAGAAGUACCAACUUAUUCUACUGUAUUCUUAAUGUUUCUUCGACGUGUUGGUACAAUUACACCGAACGAUUGUGGUCCAAUUGUUGUACAUUGUUCAUCAGGAACCGGAAGGACAGGCGUUUAUAUAGCAAUUAAUAUAUUACUGGAACGCAUGAAAAAUGAAUCAGUAAUUGAUAUAUUUGGUCUGGUGAAUCAAUUACGUUUGCAACGUAAUUAUAUGAUUGAAACACAAGAACAAUAUCAAUUUAUAUACACUGCAUUACUUGAAUCAAUUACAGAUGGAAAUACAGAAGUAUCUGCACGUAAUCUAUACACACAUGUACAACAUUUAUCUAUAUUACAAACUACUACCACUACUAUUAGUAGUACAAAUGAUUAUAUUAACAAUUUCAACAGUCCAUUAUCAGCAACUAUAACACCAACAACUACAUCAGUGAAUAAUUUAAACGAACUAUCUAGUAAUACAACGACAACAAAUUCGUUAGGUUUGACUGGUUUUCAACUAGAAUUUCGUAAAAUUAAUAAAUUAUCACCUAAUAUAACUUUAGCAUUGAAUUGUAGUCAAUCAAAAACUGGUUUUGUCAGUUAUACACCACCUGGAAGUCCUAUGCAUGGUUAUAAAUUAAGUGUAUCAUGUGAUGUAGCCAAACGAAGUGUUAAUUUUAGUAAAAAUCGACUAGUCAAUAUAGUACCAUUUGAUUGGAAUCGUGUUACUCUAUGUUCAAUACGUGGUGUUGAUGGAUCAGAUUAUAUCAAUGCCAGUUUUAUUGAUGGUUAUUUGAAGAAAAAUGCAUAUAUUGCUUGUCAAGGUCCAAUGAUCUCAACUGUGGAAGAUUUUUGGCGUAUGGUUUGGGAGAAACACAGCUGUCUCAUAGUUAUGUUGUGUUCAGUGAAGGAAAGUGGAAAAGAGAAAUGUUUUACAUAUUGGCCAGAAGACAAACCAUCACGUUAUCAAUUUUUUGUAGUUGAUUUAACAGUUCAAUAUACAAUGUCUAGUCAUAUAUUACGUGAAUUCAAAGUGACUGAUGCACGUGAUGGUGAAUCACGUACAAUAAGACAAUUACAAUAUAUACGUUGGAAUGAACAAGGAUUACCACAAACUGGUGAAAGUCUAAUUGAUUUAAUUGGGCAUGUGCAUAAAAUUAAAGAACAAUAUCAUUAUGAUGGACCAAUUACUGUUCAUUGCAGUUCUGGAGCUGGUCGAACAGGUUUAUUUAUCACAAUGUGUAAUGUAUUAGAAAGAUUACGUCAAGAAUCAGUUGUUGAUAUGUAUCAAACAGUAAAAUUAUUAAGACAACAACGUGUUUGGAUGGUUCAAACUGAAGAACAAUAUCGUUUUUGUUAUAUAACAACAUUAGAUUAUUUAAAUUCAUUUGAUUUAUGCACACAACCACAAUUAUUAAUUCAAACAACAACAAAUAAUUUACCAUUGAAUAAUUCACCAAAUCUUAAAUUAAAACUGAAAUCUUCACAAUUCAAUGAUAAGACUGUUGUAUUUGAAUUAGAUAAAAAUUAUGAAUUGAAUGAUAAUAAUUUAGUUGAAUAAAACAAGAAACGAAUACUAUAAAACGUUCAAUGUUCAAUGGACCUAUAUUUCUUGAAUAUAAGUGUUACAUCUCUAUACAUGUACAUUUACAGUUUAUAAGUAUCAUUCAUAUUUUAUCACUAGUAGGCAACUUGUUUGAAUAUCUGAGCUAUAUGUUCCUACCAUUUGAAUAUUUCAACAAAUUAUCUGUCUUUUGUUUGUUUCAUUAUGUCAAUCAAUUGAAUAACCUAUUUAUGUGCAUUUGGUGAAAAGGAAAGAGCACAAUCAGACACAUUAUUCAGAUGUCAAUUCCUCAACUGAUAACAUUUAAUUAGCGAUCAAUCAAUAUUUAUCGUCGGGAUCGAUCACGAAAUAAGAAAAGGAAACUUAUUGAAAUACUUUGUGUUGACAACUUAUUAUUGUACCAAAAAAAUAUAAUACUGAAUAAGGCCAUUAAUAAUCAUAGUAAUGUUGUGUUACAAUUAUGUAAUGACAACAAAACAUUGUAAAAAUUUGUUCAUAUCGAUCAAUUUGAAGAAGAAACAAACUUCUAAUGAUCAAUGAUUGAUAAAUCAUUGACUAAGUAUACUAAUAUAAACACAGUUCCAAAAACAAAAAUUGAGUCCAUUUAUUUUGUUCAAUUGAAUAUAAUGGGUUUUUAGAGAUUGACUAGUAUUACAUUCUAUUGACAUUUGAUUGCCAAAGGAAUUCUUAUUGAAAAUUAGUAAAUAUUUAUAUGAACUUGAUACAUUGUAAUGACAUAAUAUUCAUUGUGUUCUUGUGUAUAUAUAUGUAUGUGCAUUCAUUAGUAAGUUGGUUGAAACUAAGCUCAUAUGAUGGAUUGAUCUUCUUCGAGUUUAAUCU
Molecule: messenger RNA, 6295 nt
Organism: Schistosoma guineensis
Lineage: Eukaryota; Metazoa; Platyhelminthes; Trematoda; Strigeidida; Schistosomatidae
Source: the annotation of a GenBank genome assembly